This is a messenger RNA of Cucurbita moschata (crookneck pumpkin), 1628 nucleotides long. RefSeq names its product adenosine kinase 2-like. Gene Ontology annotation, biological process: purine ribonucleoside salvage. Bases 191 to 1216 code for a protein of 341 amino acids. The transcript is spliced from 12 exons. Gene Ontology annotation, cellular component: cytosol; nucleus. The record is from RefSeq and is a predicted model, not a curated record. NCBI's taxonomy places the organism in Eukaryota, Viridiplantae, Streptophyta, Magnoliopsida, Cucurbitales, Cucurbitaceae. Gene Ontology annotation, molecular function: adenosine kinase activity.
UGGAAGAAGCAGAUAUUAAUGGAAAUGGGCGAUGAGGUUGGUGGAGUUUGAGAAUUGCGCCAUACCAUCCUCCACUCCGUACUCGAUUCUUGCUAUAAAUCUCCGCCAUUUCUCCACUCUUCAGAUCUGAAUCUCGCCCUCUGAUUUCUGCCAUUCUCUCCUUCAUUCCGUCUUCACCUUACUUGCAUCCAUGGCGUACGAGAGGAUCCUCUUGGGAAUGGGCAAUCCUCUUCUUGACAUCUCAGCUGUCGUCGAUGAUGAGUUUUUGAAGAGAUACGACAUCAAGCUGAACGAUGCUAUCCUUGCAGAGGAGAAACAUCUUCCAAUGUAUGCAGAAUUGGCAAACAAUCCUAAUGUGGAGUACAUUGCUGGAGGUGCUACACAAAACUCGAUCAAAGUCGCUCAGUGGAUGCUCCAACAUCCUGGUGCAACAAGCUAUAUCGGUUGCAUUGGCAAAGACAAAUUCGGGGAGGAGAUGAAGAAAAACUCGAAAAGUGCAGGUGUUAAUGUUCAAUAUUAUGAGGUUGAUUCUACACCAACAGGAACCUGUGCUGUAUGUGUGGUGGGUGGUGAAAGGUCGCUUAUUGCCAAUUUGUCUGCCGCAAAUUGCUACAAGUCAGAUCAUUUGAAAAAACCUGAAAAUUGGGCAUUAGUUGAAAAGGCCAAGUAUUUCUACAUUGCUGGGUUUUUCCUUACCGUAUCACCAGACUCCGUGCAGAUUGUGGCCGAACACGCGGCUGCAAACAAAAAGUAUUUCUCAAUGAAUCUGUCUGCUCCAUUUAUCUGCGAGUUUUUCAAGGAUGCACUGGAGAAAGUUUUACCGUAUAUGGACAUCAUUUUUGGUAACGAAACCGAAGCAAGGACAUUUUCGAAAGUUCAGGGUUGGGAGACUGAGAAUGUCGAGGAGAUAGCGCUAAAGAUUGCUCAGUGGCCAAAAGCAUCAGAAACACGCAAGAGGAUUGCUGUUAUUACUCAAGGUCCAGAUCCAGUUGUAGUUGCUGAGGAUGGAAAAGUUAAGAAGUUCCCAGUUAUUUUGUUGCCAAAAGAGAAACUUGUCGACACAAAUGGAGCAGGAGAUGCGUUCGUAGGAGGAUUUCUAUCUCAGUUGGUGCAAGAAAAACCCAUCGAGGACUGUGUAAAAGCUGGGAUUUAUGCAUCAAAUGUCAUCAUACAAAGGUCUGGCUGCACAUUCCCUGAGAAGCCUGAUUUUAAAUGAGCAUUUCCUCUCUUGAUAUCUAUCAACCUCUUAGCUUAUUUCCAAUUGCAUUAUCUUUGAUUCACGAGCUGUGGAUGGUAGCUAAUAUCUUCCCAUCCCAAUAGCCGUCUACCCUAUCCUAUCUUUGUUAUGCCCAAUUAUUAUAAGAAAUGAGCCUUUGCCUUUGGUAAUAGCGCCCUCUACUUUUAAGUGUCGUGUCCUGAAAUUCAUUAGUUUGGCCUUUUAAGCAAAUUUGUUCCUCUUUCUUGCUGAAGUUUCUGGCAUUUCCAUGCCAUGAUGUAUUAGAAAACAAGCAAUGGAGGCAACAAACUGAGCUUCCUUUCCCACGGUUGUCUCUUUUGAGAUCCACAAUGCUUGUGCUUUUGCUUUGUUCUUAAUUCUGAUUCAUUGUGAUCUUCAUGUCAUUCCCACA